Molecule: messenger RNA, 1020 nt
Organism: Protopolystoma xenopodis
Lineage: Eukaryota; Metazoa; Platyhelminthes; Monogenea; Polystomatidea; Polystomatidae
Source: the annotation of a GenBank genome assembly
UAUCUGCAGGGAAGCUAUCAAAAUGAAGAAGCUAGGCAUGUAGCUGAGGAAGAGGAGUUUUAUGGAGAAAAUGGAAAUGCACUUGAGAAAUGGAGAAAAUGGAAUCAUUUUCUUGGUUAUCCACAUCCGCGUUCUCCAUCUUCUCAACGAAGUCAUUCCUGUACUAUCAAUCAGCCUCUAUCUAAAUCAUACGAGGCCUACAGCCACUCUCCAUCUGCACUCAAUCUCUCUAGUUCACCUGACUUUGCUCAUCAAUUCCACAUCAACUUUGAUCCUCCCAUGGCUCCGUUGUAUAAGAAGCACCUAAAUUUCGACAAUAGUAAAUUUCAAGAGGUAUUGAGACCAGAUCAUGAUACAGCCCUGGCCUCUCAGCUAUCGUACUCAUCUAAUUAUCUUUUUCCACCUACCACUUCAUACGCCAAUAUUGCUUCAAAAAUUGUGCCUACCAGUUGCCUUAUUUCUGAUAAUCUAAAGCUAUACUCACGCGAACCUCUUGCUUGUUGGUCCAACUCUUCCACAUCGGCAUCCCCAUUUCAAUAUCGCACACGUCAGUCUACACAAUCUUAUCACUCCCUUAGUUUGCCUCCAACUGGAACACGCAGUAACAUAUCGCCUGACAUGAAAGAGAUAGAUCAGGCAGUUGGAUGGACCCCUAACAAACGUUCCGACCAACGUUCUUCUCAGGAGUUCACGCCACACAAAAAAGACUGUCCGAUUGUUUUGCCAGCCUGUCCGGCCUGUUGUCCCUAUUGUAGACACGCCUCACGGCUCAUGCGUGACAUGAAAUUGGCGAGCUCCUCUGAAUCGGAAUAUCACCCAGCUACGUUUUUUGUACCAAUUAAUCCGAUUUCAUCCGGUUGCUUUAAACAGCAGUCUCAAACUCAUCCUUCCUUGACUACGGCUAAUAUGGCGACUGUUUGUGGAUACUGUCUACAAGAUGGCCUGAAAACCGGUUGUGCUAUGGAACCCAAUAUCGAGACGCCAUACACCGUCUUUUUUUCAGGCUCUAGUAAGCGGUGA